AUGGCCACAUCUACUCGAUAUGCCCAUCCGGUGAUCAGCAAGGAAGAAAAUGAGGAAUCUCAUCGAAAUGAUGUGUACAGUGUCGGGCUGAUGUUAUGGGAGAUCAUUGAACGAAAGGUUGUCUUUGACGAGUACGACAAAAACGGCCAUUUCUGUAGGGACCUCCUUGUGGUGCACAUUUCCUCUGGAGAGUUCAGUCAGGAACAAUUAUACGCAAACACGGAAGAUUCCCACCGCAACGAUGUUUACUCUUUGGGAUUGGUCAUUUGGGAAAUGAUCGAAAGAAAGAAAGUUUUAUCGCAAUACACGUCGGGCAAUGAAUUUCAGCGAGAUUUAUUUCUUGUUGACAUUGCGCUAAAAAGAAUUACCGCUUUGGAGCCACCGGGUUGUCAAGAAGCAAUUAGUGUAACCGUCCAGAGAUGCACAAAUUUCAAUCGAAAUUCGCGGCCCACUGGUCAAGAAGUCCUGAAGGAACUUAAAGAAAACAAACAAAUUUUCGAUUCUGUCAACAUGCUUGAGUUUAUGCCACAAUCAAACAUUGAGCGAAAGGAGCGGAUUUGCCCAUAUAAGGUGACACGGCAGGACUAUUUGCCCGCUGAGAGUGAUGAGAAACCAGAACCUCAGUUCGUUGAGCUUCUCUCCGGAACAAAUUUAGAGCCUUUUAAGGCCAUUUUGAAAAGUUUGCUCAAACAAGAGAAAGAUAAAGAUGAUUUUUUUGGAAUAAAAGAAAUAUCGAAGAAUCCGAAGAAAUAUCGCCCUCUAUUAAUGGCGAAUGUUUAUGGAAGAAACGAAGAAUUUCGGCUGGAUGGAUUCAUCAAAAGUGACUCAAAUUCGAGACGUAAAGGACUAAAUCAGGCCUUUCGCUGUCUACAAGUUCAUCAUUUCAAAAAAUUUCUCAACAUCUUGGGUUGCAAUCGGUGUGCCACGCUAAACCCUUGGAGCAGAUAUCAAGAGAAUGCGAAAGCCAUUCGAGUUUGGGAGGAGCUCCGCAUGUUGCCUUUUCUAUCCGAGAUUUGGUUGAAGUUUUAUGUGGAGAAGACAACUGGUCAGAAAUGGUUUUUACUUGAUGAAAAUUUAGGGCAAUUCGUGACUGAGGAUUUCUCGGUAGUAAAAGAAUUUGAAAAUCAAUUCCUAGUGCAUGAGAAAGCAGGGGAAAACUCGUUGCCCUUUCUUCAAAUGGAGGUACUGAAACCGACGACGAUUAUUGAGAUUUUAAAGGAAAACUUGGAAAAUAUGAUGAUCAUUGGAAAAUGUUUUGUUGAAGAGCACAUUCGGCUAGAGGAUAGCCGGAAAAAUUUACUUGAGGCUCGGAUUGACCCGAAUUCCCCGAUACCCGGGUACGUUUUUCAACUGCGAAACCCACCACGGGAGUUCUGUGGUCAAAGAAAACGCCAAUUGGAACGAUUCGAGCCUUUCAAGGAGUUUUACCUGACUAGAGGACGUAAAUUCGAUCCGUUCCCCGUCGGAAUGCUUGUUUUCUACUACAAAGAAGCCAGCAAAGAGAGUCUUGACUAUUUAGAGCUUUACUUUCAUUUUUUGAGCCUUUUCGAAAGAACGUUCACGGCGAUAAACGUUCUUUUGCAGACCCGAUCAGUCGAUUCGAAAGGGAUGAUGCUAAGUGAAUGGUCGAGUCCACAGAAAGGAUUUGAAGACUGUGACUCCGGUUCUCUUCGAGGCUACGAUUGGAGUUAUUAUGUUUUCGCCUAUCAUGUACUCAACUGGCAUGAGACACUCGACCACGAUUUUAAUCUUUUCCUGCUUGAUAACUGGAUAAACCCGAAUUUUUUUUGGUGUCAAUUGUAUUGGGCGAUAUCCGGCGUUACCUACAUGUUCGUAAAUAUUAUGGUCAUUUGGUGGGCAUUUGAAAGGUUGAAACGAUCGAGAAACUUGCUGAACGAUAGCGCGAGAAAGCGCCACUUCUUUGCCAUUGUCGCUCUGAUUAUACAAGCAAUUGUACCUCUAGUUGGCUACGUGAUUCCACUGUACAUUUUUUCCAUUCUUGCUCAAACCCGUCUCGAACGGAAUCUUCAGGAGCCCACUUCGGUUUUCGUUGUUAUGCUUUCAACGCACGGCGCAUUGAAUGCAUUGGUGAUGAUGAUGGUAACAAAACCGUAUCGACGAUUUCUCGUCGCAAAUCUAAAAAGAGUCGCACUUUGCAAAGCGGAUGGAAGAAUCUAUGGAGCAUCGAGCGGUCAGCUGUGGAGUGAA
Mesorhabditis belari is the source of this 2208-nucleotide messenger RNA. Lineage: Eukaryota; Metazoa; Nematoda; Chromadorea; Rhabditida; Rhabditidae. The record is from the annotation of a GenBank genome assembly.